AUGUAUCAGAUUGACACCGCAUCUGGACAUGUCAACUACUCCUGGGCCCCAGACAUACACAUCUUCUACCCAACACUUGCGGCUGCGAUUGCAGAGGGCCUGUAUCUGCUCAGUGCGGAACGCAACCCAAAUUUUGUGAAGAUGAGUGCCUAUGCCCCCAGCUUUGCAAAUCUUAAUUACGAAGAGUGGACUCCAAAUCUGGUAGCUUUACGGGCUGACUACGACAUGACGAUUCUCAGCACGAGUCACUACAUGCAACAACUGUUCGUACAUCACCGGGGGGGCAGAGACGUUACCAACCGCAGCAGUGAUGGGAAGUUUCAAUCCGCUUUCGUGGGCUGCAACAGCGGGGGAAGGAGAGGGCACGGUCUACUUCAAAGUGAUCAGUUCCGGGAACAGCUCUGUGCUGUUGACGCUCGAUUUUGA
Messenger RNA from Cladophialophora psammophila CBS 110553, 426 nucleotides. RefSeq lists its product as uncharacterized. Gene Ontology annotation, molecular function: alpha-L-arabinofuranosidase activity. Bases 1 to 426 code for a protein of 141 amino acids. The transcript has a single exon. Gene Ontology annotation, biological process: L-arabinose metabolic process. Lineage: Eukaryota; Fungi; Ascomycota; Eurotiomycetes; Chaetothyriales; Herpotrichiellaceae. The record is from RefSeq and is a predicted model, not a curated record.